Molecule: messenger RNA, 981 nt
Organism: Cyprinodon tularosa
Lineage: Eukaryota; Metazoa; Chordata; Actinopteri; Cyprinodontiformes; Cyprinodontidae
Gene: aanat1
Product: arylalkylamine N-acetyltransferase 1
Exons: 3
Coding region: 157-762 (201 amino acids)
Biological process (GO): response to light stimulus; circadian rhythm
Cellular component (GO): cytoplasm
Molecular function (GO): aralkylamine N-acetyltransferase activity
Source: RefSeq, a predicted model, not a curated record
CAGCUCAGUCUUUACGCGGCGUCCUGUGGCGCGUGGGGUUGUCUGUCUGAGAAGAUCAUUUUUUCCAAGGGUGGAGACGAAAAAACUUCAACCAAGAGCAAUCAGAGGAGGCAUCGGUGUCAGCGCGUCCUGAUCUGGGUGGGUUCUGGAGGAAGGAUGUCCGCACUGAGCGCUGCGCCGUUCAUGAAGCCGCCGCACCAGGUGCGCUCCCCGCGGGGCCGCCGCCACACGCUGCCGGCCAGCGAGUUCCGCUCCCUCAGCCCGGAGGAUGCCAUCAGCGUGUUCGAGAUAGAGAGAGAAGCUUUCAUCUCGGUGUCCGGAGAGUGUCCUCUCCACCUGGACAAGGUGCGUCACUUCCUCACGCUGUGCCCUGAGCUCUCCCUCGGCUGGUUUGAGGAGGGACGCCUGGUGGCUUUCAUCAUCGGCUCUCUGUGGGACCAGGAGAGGCUCACAAUGGAUGCCCUGACGCUCCAUAAACCUCAUGGAACCACGGUCCACAUCCACGUCCUGGCCGUCCACCGGACCUUCAGGCAGCAGGGCAAAGGCUCCAUCCUGAUGUGGCGUUAUCUGCAGUACCUCCGCUGCCUGCCCUACGUGCGACGCGCCAUCCUCAUGUGUGAGGACUUCCUGGUUCCUUUCUACCAGAAGUCAGGGUUCAAGAUGCUGGGCCCCAGCGAGAUCACCGUGGGACCCCUCUGCUUCAACGAGAUGUUCUAUCUGGUCAGGGGCCACGCCUUCAUGCGACGCAACAGCGGCUGCUGAAGGAAGAGGCUCCUCCGCAGACACAGGAGGAGGUGGCGUUACAGGGACGAGGCUGACCUCUGGGUGAAACACGCUGGGCAGGCAGCUACAGGGCGGGAAACACGGAGCUGUCCGCCAUUUUUCAGCAACCUUUGGGCAGCAGGUCUACGACUGAAACGCAUCCAGGAACUUCUGACAUCCGAUUUAGAAAAUGCUGGACGAUUAAUAAAUUAUAAGCUG